ACCCCAGAACUCCAGAACCCAGACCCCAGACCCCAGUCCUGUCCACAGGCCUUAGUCCUCAGUCCCCAGUUCCAGGCCCCAGUGGGCCCAGUCCCAGUCCCCACUAACCCCAAGUGCCCGACUCCCCGGUCUCUGAAAACAAAUGCAUGA
This is a messenger RNA of Sphaeroforma arctica JP610, 150 nucleotides long. RefSeq lists its product as hypothetical. The transcript has a single exon. The annotation marks the transcript as partial. The record is from RefSeq and is a predicted model, not a curated record. NCBI's taxonomy places the organism in Eukaryota, Ichthyosporea, Ichthyophonida.